AUGACAUUGAAAUCUGAUUUAGAGGCAAACAAAGAUCAAGAGGCAGCAACGCUUUUGGGAUUACUUUUACCGAAGAUAAUUGAAUACAUUGAGAAAUCGGAUCCUGACUCAACUAAAUAUGAAAUUGAUUCCCUAGGAAAAUAUCACGAACCUUCCUCUCUUAAAGCAGAAUUUCUGCAUGAGAAUAUGGUGGAUGGUAUCAAGGGAGACCAAAAAGAGCUUAGCGAAAUAAUUGACAAAGUUUUGAAGUAUUCGGUAAAUACUUGGAAUCCUGGCUUCUUAGACAAGUUGUACGCAUCUAACAAUCCCAUAGGUCUAGUUUCUGAUUUACUUUUGUCUGUAUUGAACACAAACUCACAUGUAUACACAGUCUCCCCUGUUCUAUCUGUUCUUGAGAAUUACAUUGGGAGGAAAUAUGCAGCUUUAUUUUUUGAAGAUAACCAAGAUACCUGUGGCGGCUUAACUUUUCCAGGCGGUUCCUGGUCAAACGUAACAUCAUUACACAUCGCGAGAUCGAUCAAGUUUCCAGACACCAAGGUAAAAGGCAAUUCAGGCUACAACUUCGCCAUUUAUACUUCAGCACAUUCUCACUAUUCUAUUGAGAAGGCAGCAAUUUUGUUAGGAUUGGGAUCCUCUAAUGUUUUUAAAGUUUCUGCUUUAAAAGAUGGCAGAAUUGAUACAUAUGCAUUAGAACAAAAGAUAAUAGAGACCAAAUCACAAGGGUAUACACCAUUGUACAUAAAUGCAACAGCAGGUACCACAGUCUUCGGUUCCUUUGAUCCAUUCGAGAAAAUUGCAAAUAUUGCAAAAAGAUAUAAGACUUGGCUUCACGUCGAUGGGUCUUGGGGUGGAAAUGUUGUGUUUUCUGAGAAGCAUAAGCAAAAGCUUAAAGGAAUCAAAUAUGCAGAUUCUAUCACAGUCAACCCACAUAAAAUGUUGGGAGUCCCGAAUACUUGUUCCUUCUUACUCCUUCCUCAUGUUCUGACGUUCCAAAAGUCAAUGUCUUUAAGUGCACCAUAUUUGUUUCACGGGAGAGAAAAUGAUGAUGAUGACGAUGUUAAUGAGAACUUUGAUUUGGCUGACGGUACCAUGGGUUGUGGAAGAAGGGCCGAUUCUUUCAAAUUCUACAUGACUUGGCUCUAUUAUGGAUCCAAAGGAUUAGCUCAAAGAGUUGAUCAUGCCUUCGAUAUUGGAAAGUACUUCGUGGAAAGAAUCAGUGAAAACCAUAAUUUUUCACUCGUAUUUGGAAGCAAAGAUGAUUUACCACCCUGUUUGCAAGUUUGCUUUUACUAUAAACCCGACGCAUACGAAGAAACCGAUCUCACCGAUGUAACAAGGUUCAUUUCGAGAGAGUUGCACAAGAAAGGGAAAUAUUUAGUCGACUUUUCGCCUCCGCCCUGGACUGAAGGCAGUCGAGGCGAGUUCUUCAGAGUAGUUUUCAACUCACCUAUUUUGUCAGACAGAACUAUUGACAAUUUGAUCGCCGAGAUUGUUGCAUCUGGCAAGGACUAUAUGAAGAGAGAUAAAUCAUAG
Molecule: messenger RNA, 1533 nt
Organism: Priceomyces carsonii
Lineage: Eukaryota; Fungi; Ascomycota; Pichiomycetes; Serinales; Debaryomycetaceae
Exons: 1
Coding region: 1-1533 (510 amino acids)
Biological process (GO): carboxylic acid metabolic process
Cellular component (GO): cytoplasm
Molecular function (GO): carboxy-lyase activity; pyridoxal phosphate binding
Source: RefSeq, a predicted model, not a curated record